This is a messenger RNA of Arvicanthis niloticus (Nile rat), 936 nucleotides long. Its product is annotated as olfactory receptor 5B3-like. Gene Ontology annotation, molecular function: olfactory receptor activity; G protein-coupled receptor activity. Gene Ontology annotation, biological process: G protein-coupled receptor signaling pathway. Gene Ontology annotation, cellular component: membrane. The record is from RefSeq and is a predicted model, not a curated record. NCBI's taxonomy places the organism in Eukaryota, Metazoa, Chordata, Mammalia, Rodentia, Muridae.
AUGAUGGAGAACAGGACAGAAGUGACAGAGUUUCUUCUGUUAGGACUAACCAAUGACCCAGCCCUACAGAUUCCACUCUUCAUCACAUUUCUUGCCAUUUACACAAUCACCCUGGUGGGGAACCUGGGAAUGAUCCUGUUGAUUCUCAUGGACUUUCGGCUUCACACCCCCAUGUACUUUUUUCUAGGUAACUUAUCGCUGGUAGACUUUUGUUACUCUUCAGCAGUUACUCCAAAAGUCAUGUCUGGUUUUCUUGUAGGAGACAAGGUCAUUGCCUAUAAUGACUGUGCUGCUCAGAUGUUCUUCUUUGCAGCAUUUAUUACUGUGGAGAAUUACCUGUUGGCCUCAAUGGCCUAUGAUCGCUAUGCGGCAGUGUGUAAGCCACUACAUUAUACCACCACCAUGACUACAAGUGUGUGUACAUGGCUGAUCAUUGGCUCUUAUAUCAUUGGUUUCCUGAAUGCCUCCAUCCACAUAGGAGAUACAUUCCAGCUCUAUUUCUGUGAGUCUAAUGUUGUCCAUCACUUUUUCUGUGAUAUUCCUGCAGUCAUGGUUCUCUCUUGUUCUGACAGACAUGCCAGUGAGCUGGUUCUUGUGUACAUAGUGAGCUUCCACAUAUUUUUUGCCUUUCUAGUUAUUUGGAUAUCUUACAUGUUCAUUUUUGUCACUAUAUUGAAGAUGCACUCAGCUGCAGGACAUCACAAGGCUAUAUCCACCUGUGCCUCCCAUUUCACAGCAGUCUCCAUUUUCUAUGGAACUAGUAUUUUUAUGUAUGUACAGCCCAGCUCCAGUCACUCCAUGGAUUCAGAUAAAAUUGCCUCAGUGUUCUACACCAUAGUCAUCCCCAUGCUGAACCCUCUGGUCUACAGCUUGAGGAAUAAGGAGGUAAAGAAUGCAUUCAAAAAGAUCAUUUUAGAGACAACAUGUUCUUUAUGA